CUCGGAGGCAAGAUGAAGGAAGAAGAGCUCACUGUGGGGAAGAAGGCUUGCUUUAUUGAGUUCCUCUUUAGGAAGGCCCAGUUGCAGCUGUUUCAGAGCGGGUUGUGGAAAGCUGAGGAAGUUCAGAGGAAAAGGAUUUGCCUGCUGAGAUAUUGCUGCAGUUUUCCAAAAGUGGCUGGACUGCGACUAAACCCGUUUUCUCUGGGGCUAGUGCCGGGGAUUUGCUCUAGAAGAGCUGUGGCCCACUGCCUGGAGAGGGCCGUAACAUGCCUCUGUCCACCGAGAGGCGGCUCCGGGCUCCGUGCCCGGGAGAGGAGGGCUGUGAGAGGGGCGGGCCAGCCGGAGGGGCUGCCCUCCUCCCCUGUGGUGACGUUCCCGGUAGGGGCUCUGCUCCUUCCUAGGCGCCCUCGCAGUGGUCGGCUGUGGGUCCCAGGAGAUGCUGCUGCUGCUGCUGCAGCGGCGGCGGCGGCAGCCUGACUGCACUCUGCACAGCUGUUAAGGGCGCCCCUCAUCCUGGGGCCAUGCAGCCCUGGUAUGUGCAGCCCGGGGCGGCGAUUACCGCGCUCCUCACCGCAGUCUUGGCUUGGCCGCGGGAAGGAGGGGGCCGGCUCCUGAGUGCUUCGGACUUGGACCUCAGAGGAGGGCAACCAAUCUGCCGGGGAGGGACCCAAAGGCCGUGCUAUAAAGUUGUUUACUUCCACGAUGCCUCCAGAAGGGUCAACUUCGAUGAAGCCAGCCUGGCUUGCCGCAGGGAUGGAGGCCAACUAGUCAGCAUUGAAUCUGAAGAUGAACAGAGGUUGAUAGAAAAAUUCAUUGAAAACCUCUUGGCUUCAGAUGGAGACUUCUGGAUUGGUCUCCGAAGGCGUGAGGAGAAACUGAGCAACAAUAGCACAGCCUGCCCAGAUCUAUAUACAUGGACAGAUGGCAGCACAUCCACAUUUCGGAAUUGGUAUGUGGAUGAACCUUCCUGUGGAAGUGAGGUCUGUGUUGUAAUGUACCACCAGCCAUCAGCCCCAGUGGGCAUCGGAGGCCCCUAUAUGUCUCAGUGGAAUGAUGACAGAUGCAACAUGAAGAACAAUUUCAUCUGCAAAUAUUCGGAGGAGAAACCAAUACUCGCUGCUACUUCUGCAAUAUGGAAUCAUUUACCUGGAGGUGAUAAAAUAGAACCAGUAACUCCAACAUCUCCCGAAAGAUAUCUGAAAGAAGAUACUAAUGGAACAGUUAAAGAAACCAAAGGGGCAGAUUUGAAUCUUGCCUACAUCCUUAUUCCCACCAUUCCCCUCUUCCUUCUUCUGGUGGUCACCACAGUCAUCUGUUGGUUAUGGAUCUGUGGAAGGAGGAAACGAGAACAGCCGGAGAACACAAAGGAGCCGAACAUUUGGCCGCCUCCCCAUAGAAGGAACAGUCCUGACCUGGAAGUUUACAAUGUCAUCAGAAAGCAAAGCGAAGCGGACUUAACUGAGCCUCGGCCAGACCUGCAGAACAUUUCAUUCCGGGGCCGCUCGGGAGGAGCCGCUCCCAACGACUUGUCUUGCGACUACGAUAACAUAGCAGUGAACGCCUCGGAGAGCGGCUUUGUGACUCUGGCGAGCAUGGAAAGUGGCUUUGUGGCCAACGAUAUCUAUGAACUAUCUCCUGAGAGGAUGGGGAGGAGCAAGGAGUCUGGCUGGGUAGAAAAUGAAAUCUAUGGUUAUUAGAUAAUGGGGGGAGUCUGAACGAACAACAAAAUAAAAAAGAAAAAAAUGUUCCUACUUUGUAUAAAACUGGCAGGACUGGAAAAGAGCUGAUGCCUGAGCACGUGGGUGGAUCUGUCGUCUCAUCCAUAGGGGGACUCCCUCCAGCCCUGAAGAGCUCUCCUUCACUGUGCUUGUUCCUCCUGGGAGAGUGUUGCUCAUCUCCUCCCUUCAAUCUGCCAGAGGGGGUCCCCCUAACAGGGCAGGGACCUUGUUCUGGUUCUCUUGGCAUUGUAAGGAUAGCAACAGAGCAUGCAAACUGUACACGGGUGACAUAGCUCUUCCUAUGUGGCCAGCCAUUUUUUUUUCAUCAUACAUUUCUCUGAUAACAUCUUUUGCACUGCUUUCCCUGCACAAUUACCUAUUUGUCCUUUGUUGCAGAUUGCUCAUGACCAUACUGUGUAUUUCUCCCCUUCUCUUUUGUGUGAUCUGAAACUUUGAUGUUUUGGAGACUUUACACAAAAUUCCAUAACUCAUAGUACCACGAGGCGAAUGAUAGUGUUUAAAAGGUGGGCCUUUGUUUCAGGGAAAAGCUCAGGGUCAAUUAAAAGAAGAGUACAAUUUUCCAAAGUCACCUCCCCUCAUAGGACCAGCUCAUUUUCCAUUUGCAUUGUUUGUCCAAGAUACAUCUACUUAUGGAUGACUUCUGUUAUCCACAGGUUAUCACAAUUCAGACAAAGGGCAAUUUUUAUCCACUGGGUUUUUCCUGUAUGGGUAGUUAAGUCACAGGCUUUUGAAUGAAAACAUUCUAGACCUUUAUGCUAUCAGCAGAAUGAUGCCCAUAAAUGCAAGCAUCUAGAGGACCUUAUCAUCUAAUUUGGAAGCUGUGCUAAAUAUCCUCUGUGUUGGUGGCAAAUACCCUUGGCAAGCAUAAAUCUCCUGGUUCAUGCUUUGCUUGAUAUAAAUUGCCCAGUCACUGAACAAUGUUAUUUCUGUUAUUACAAAUUUCAAGAAAUCUUGGAUGAUUUUGACAAAUGCAUGGUGCCUAGCAUGAUGAAAAUCAGUUCAGAUGCAGAAAUAAUGAGGGGAUUUCUUUCUGGCUGUCAAGAUUUUUUUAGCUCCCCUGAUCCCAGGGUCUCCUACCAGCCUGGGUCCCAACCUCAUCUUAAUUAGAGGGUAAUAAUGAUAGUGAAAGAGAGUAGAGGUUGGAAAAAUUUCCCUCUGGGUUCUAUUUUUGCGGCACUGGGCCAUGGCACAAAAAUUAAUUGCACGUAUACAAUCAUAAAAAUACCUUACAUUCGCUUGCUGCCUCUCUUAUGUUCCCCAGGGCAUAUGUGGGAGUAUCAGAACCUGAUUGUAUGAGAGAAUAUUCCAUUAUCUGUAUGUCUCACAAGAAUGAGAAUGAAAUAAAAGGUGAAAGAGAUAGCAAA
Molecule: messenger RNA, 3103 nt
Organism: Monodelphis domestica (gray short-tailed opossum)
Lineage: Eukaryota; Metazoa; Chordata; Mammalia; Didelphimorphia; Didelphidae
Gene: LAYN
Product: layilin
Biological process (GO): positive regulation of axonogenesis
Cellular component (GO): cytoplasm
Source: RefSeq, a predicted model, not a curated record